GUGGGAGAAGGGAGGGACCAGAGGAGAGAGCGAGAGAAGGCUCGCGAUCCAGUUCGCCGACUAAGCAGAAGAAAGAUCAAAAAACGGAAAAGAAGGGACGAGCGAACAGGCGCCUUCAAGAACAAUCCCCUCGUCUCCAAGCGGACAGCGCUCUAGGAAUCCAAAUUCAGUGCCCACCGAAGACAAAGGCGCCCCGAGGGAGUGGCGGCGCGACCCCAGGGCCCCGCCGCGGAGCCCGCAAGGCCCGGCUGCCCGGACGGUCGCGGACCAUGUCUCCCGCGCCACGACCCGCCCGCGGUCUGCUGCUCCCCCUGCUCACGCUCGCCACCGCGCUCGCCUCCCUCAGCUCGGCCCAGAGCAGCUUCAGCCCCGAAGCCUGGCUGCAGCAGUAUGGCUACCUGCCCCCUGGGGACCUGCGUACCCACACACAGCGCUCACCCCAGUCACUCUCAGCUGCCAUCGCUGCCAUGCAGAGGUUCUACGGUCUGCAAGUAACGGGCAAAGCUGAUGCAGACACCAUGAAGGCCAUGAGGCGCCCCCGCUGUGGUGUUCCAGACAAGUUUGGGGCUGAGAUCAAGGCCAAUGUUCGAAGGAAGCGCUAUGCCAUCCAGGGCCUCAAAUGGCAGCAUAACGAGAUCACUUUCUGCAUCCAGAAUUACACCCCCAAGGUGGGUGAGUAUGCCACAUUCGAGGCCAUCCGCAAAGCAUUCCGCGUGUGGGAGAGUGCCACACCACUGCGUUUCCGAGAGGUACCCUAUGCCUACAUCCGCGAGGGCCAUGAGAAACAGGCUGACAUCAUGAUCUUCUUCGCUGAGGGCUUCCAUGGUGACAGCACGCCCUUUGAUGGCGAGGGUGGCUUCCUUGCGCACGCCUACUUCCCAGGCCCCAACAUUGGAGGCGACACCCACUUUGACUCUGCCGAGCCCUGGACUGUCCGGAAUGAGGAUCUGAAUGGGAAUGACAUCUUUCUUGUGGCUGUGCAUGAGCUGGGCCAUGCCCUGGGCCUCGAGCAUUCCAAUGAUCCCUCAGCCAUCAUGGCGCCCUUUUACCAGUGGAUGGACACAGAGAACUUCGUGCUGCCCGAUGAUGACCGCCGGGGCAUCCAGCAACUUUACGGGAGUGAGUCAGGGUCCCCCACCAAGAUGCCCCCUCAACCCAGGACUACCUCCAGGCCCUCUGUCCCUGAUAAGCCCAAAAACCCCACCUAUGGGCCCAACAUCUGUGACGGGAACUUUGACACCGUGGCCGUGCUCCGAGGGGAGAUGUUUGUCUUCAAGGAGCGCUGGUUCUGGCGGGUGAGGAAUAACCAAGUGAUGGAUGGAUACCCGAUGCCCAUCGGCCAGUUCUGGCGGGGCCUGCCUGCAUCCAUCAACACUGCCUAUGAGAGGAAGGAUGGCAAGUUUGUCUUCUUCAAAGGGGAUAAGCACUGGGUGUUCGAUGAAGCUUCCCUGGAACCUGGCUACCCCAAGCACAUCAAGGAGCUGGGCCGAGGACUGCCUACUGACAAGAUUGAUGCUGCUCUUUUCUGGAUGCCCAAUGGAAAGACUUACUUCUUCCGGGGAAACAAGUAUUACCGUUUCAACGAGGAGCUCAGGGCAGUGGACAGCGAGUACCCUAAAAACAUCAAGGUCUGGGAAGGAAUCCCUGAGUCUCCCAGAGGGUCAUUCAUGGGCAGUGAUGAAGUCUUCACUUACUUCUACAAGGGGAACAAAUACUGGAAAUUCAACAACCAGAAGCUGAAGGUAGAGCCGGGCUACCCCAAGUCAGCCCUGCGGGACUGGAUGGGCUGCCCAUCAGGGGGCCGGCCGGAUGAGGGGACUGAGGAGGAGACGGAGGUGAUCAUCAUCGAGGUGGAUGAGGAGGGCAGCGGGGCAGUGAGCGCGGCUGCCGUGGUGCUACCUGUGCUGCUGCUGCUCCUGGUGCUGGCGGUGGGCCUCGCGGUCUUCUUCUUCAGACGUCAUGGGACCCCCAAGCGACUGCUCUAUUGCCAGCGUUCCCUGCUGGACAAGGUCUGACCCCCACCGCUGCCCGCCCACUCCUACCACGAGGACUUUGCCUCUGAAGGCCAGUGGCAGCAGGUGGUGGUGGGUGGGCUGCUCCCACCCGUCCCGAGCUCCCUCUCCCCCACCCCUGCCUUCCUUCUUCUCUGUCCCGUGACUGGCCUCUCCCACCCUCAACCCUACCAUUGCUUCAUCCCUAGAUGGGUCCCCUGGGGGCUGAGCAGGGGCCGCCCCUUCCAGCCCCUGCCCCUUAGGGGCCCCUGUAGCUUGGUGUAUGUCCUGCCCCAUCUGAAUGUCUUGGCUCUGCACUUGAAGGCAGGACCCUCAGACCUCGCUGGUAAAGGUCAAAUGGGGUCAUCUGCUCCUUUUCCAUUCCGUGACAUACCUUUAACCUCUGAACUCUGACCUCAGGAGGCUCUGGGCACUCCAGCCCCACAAGCCCCCAGGUGUACCCAAUUGGCAGCCUCCCACCACUCUUUCUGGCUAAAAGGAGUUUAAUUUUGUUGUGGGGGGAGACCCUGAGAGAGUGUGAGGGGGUGGGGGCUGUAUAGCCACCCAAGACCUUGGGAGGAAAGCUCAGAGAGGGUCAGUCCUCUCCACAAAGAUCUGCCUCUGCCCCGCCUGCCCCCGAGAACUUCCAGGGAAGGAGCCUGAGCCAUUAAGGACUAAACUGGGGUUGGAGAAACCCUUGACAGCCCCACCAUCCCAAAUGUUAGCCUUGGAUGGGGAUGUCGAGGUUGGAAUAGCUGAGGCCAGGGGUGCAGCUAGUGCGGUGUGGUGGGACCAAAGACAGAGAAUCGGUCCGAAACCCUGGGGGUAAGCUUGAAGGCCACAAAGAACUUGCCCAAAUGCAGGCAGCUGGGGCAGGGACCCAGGGGCAGAGCAGUCGGAGGGGACAGGACAGGACCAAAAGGUUAACAAGGGAGGUGCAGUAGGAGUGGAUGGCUGGGGGCCGGGCAGGCAGGCCAGCAGGGACGAUACAGGGUGGGCUGUGGUACCCGGGGCCGGGGGAUGGGGCACUUUUAUUGGAGCUCUCAGGAAGGGCCCGAGAAAGGCACACCUGCUCCUCUUUGGUGCCCUUCCUCCGACUAGGCAGCAUGGAAGGGAAGGGUGGGGAGCUCAGAGAAAAGAGCGGAGAUGGCACACAUCCAGGGACUGGUGACUCGGGCCCUUCAUGAGAGUGGCCAGCUAGUUAGGGAGCCAAGGAGGCUCCCAGCGGCCAGCAGCACUCAGUCAGCCUGCCUCAGCCAGCCUCAGUGAGGGGGCCAGCUGGCUGGGUGUCUCUUGGUCAGGUUAGCCCCUCAUUUCCUGAUGCCCCCACCCCUCAGCCCAUCCUACCGGUGUCCUGCCCCCUUGCCUUACCCAGCCCACCCAUUUUGAAGUCUCCUUCGGCCGCUGAAGGUGGUCAUGGUACUGGGGACUUGGGAGAGUGAGAUACCCUGUAGGGGGAGUGAGAGGAGAAGGAUGUCAGGGGUGGGGGGGGCAAGGGGGGUGGGAGAAAAUGGGGUGAACGGUGCUGGCAGUUCGGCUAAAUUUGUCUUGUUUGGGUUUUUUUGUUUUGUUUAAUGUAUAUUUUUAUUAUAAUUAUUAUAUAUGAA
Molecule: messenger RNA, 3598 nt
Organism: Equus caballus (horse)
Lineage: Eukaryota; Metazoa; Chordata; Mammalia; Perissodactyla; Equidae
Gene: MMP14
Product: matrix metallopeptidase 14
Biological process (GO): zymogen activation; extracellular matrix organization; collagen catabolic process
Cellular component (GO): extracellular matrix
Molecular function (GO): zinc ion binding; metalloendopeptidase activity
Source: RefSeq, a predicted model, not a curated record